AUGGCGCUUCCUCGCAUACGACAGGGCUCCCCAUGCCUGAUACAGGCGCACUGGGACGGACAGAGUGACCAGGAGAAUAAUAACACCACUGACUGGAAGAAGAACUCGUAUUCGCUCUCAAAUAGUCUUAACCUUCCGACCCCAUCUGAUUCCAUGCUAACCGCUUGUCCAGCGAAGUUAGGGACACGGUGUUUGUCCACGCCUUCGGUUUUUAUACAGGAACGCUGCAAUUCUCCACUUCUCCGUGCACGGCGUGAUGAGCAUGGUUCAAAGCAGUCCUCUCUGGCAGACAAUCAAAAGUCUUUUUCUGGUCUUCUUCCUCUUAUUCGAGUCACAAAUUCCGACUGCGACCUUCGUGAUUCUCAGAAAUUUUCAGAAAUUCGGGACUCGAAAGAAAGGUUGACAAUGCCCGCUGUGGCCUCAGGGGCCCACCCCCUCUGUCUAAGGAGGGCAAGGAGCCAGGAAAACCCGCGGCAACUGGGUGGCUGCGGAAAGCAGUUUUAUUCUCCUCGGUUGUCGAGGAAGACUGUAUUGAAUACCAGUAUUACGACGGAUAUAUUUAGAAAACAGGGGGAGAAAGUUUUGAGUUUUGAAAGAGAGAAUUCUGAUGAGGCAGAUGCACAAACAUCGUCAGAUCCAGCAGAGAAAAAAGCGGCGUCCUCUUUUUAUCUUGGAGACAGCGUAGAAAGCCUGGAGUCACGUGAGGAACGGUAUUCUUUGUCGUCUGCAGGAAGUUCUAGACAAACAGAAAGUCUAGAGUCACAAAGCGAUCGUAACUCCUUGUCGUCUUGUGGAAGUUCUAGAAACCAGUCUCAGAUGGACAGAGCCGAUAGUGAAAAGACAGAACAAUAUGGUAAUAGGCCAAUCAUAGAUUCCCACUAUGAAGGACACCGUCUUCAAGAAUGCGAAAAUUUAAACGACAGCUGA
This is a messenger RNA of Lingula anatina, 927 nucleotides long. RefSeq lists its product as uncharacterized. NCBI's taxonomy places the organism in Eukaryota, Metazoa, Brachiopoda, Lingulata, Lingulida, Lingulidae. The record is from RefSeq and is a predicted model, not a curated record.